Messenger RNA from Grus americana (Whooping crane), 2605 nucleotides. It is a transcript of the gene CDK16, whose product is annotated as cyclin dependent kinase 16. The transcript has 16 exons. Gene Ontology annotation, biological process: neuron projection development; exocytosis; protein phosphorylation. Bases 263 to 1630 code for a protein of 455 amino acids. Gene Ontology annotation, molecular function: ATP binding; protein kinase activity. Lineage: Eukaryota; Metazoa; Chordata; Aves; Gruiformes; Gruidae. The record is from RefSeq and is a predicted model, not a curated record. Gene Ontology annotation, cellular component: cytoplasm; nucleus; synaptic vesicle.
UUACCCCCCCCCGGUCUCCUCACAGACCUGAGGCCACGCCCCCAAGCCACGCCCACCAUCACGGCGGGGGGGGCCGCGCGUUUGGGCUGUACCAAGGCGGCUUGGGGGGGGGGGUGGGGGGGGCAGGAUUUGGGCGGGCUCAAGCUAUUUUGGGGGGACCCCACCCCCCCAGAAGUUUUGGGGGUACAAAGGUAUUUGGGGGGGUGUCGUGGUGUGUGUAUGUGUGUGUGUGUGUGUGUCCCAAAAAUAAAAGGGCUCCGCCAUGGACCGGAUGAAGAAGAUCAAGCGGCAGCUGUCGAUGACGCUGAGGGGGGGCCGCACCCCCGAAAAAAACCUGGGAGAACCCCGCGACGGACACGGCAGCGACAGCGAGGCAGGGGCGGAGGAGGGGCGGAUGGGUUCGGAUGGGGAGAGCGACCCCCCCUCGGGGACGUCCUCGGAGGAGGUGGCCUCCCCCGUCCGCCUGCGCCUGCGCCAGCACCCCCCUCGUCCCGGCUCCUCCGAGGACAUCACCAAGCGCCUGUCGCUGCCGGCCGACACCCGCCUGCCCGAGGGCGGCCUGUCCGGGGCCCUCAGCCGCCGCCUGCGCCGCGUCUCCCUGUCAGAGAUCGGCUUCGGGAAACUGGAGACCUACGUUAAACUGGACAAACUGGGAGAGGGCACCUACGCCACCGUGUACAAGGGCCGGAGCAAACUGACGGAGAACCUGGUGGCCCUGAAGGAGAUCCGCCUGGAGCACGAGGAGGGGGCCCCUUGCACGGCCAUCCGCGAGGUGUCGCUGCUGCGGGACCUGAAACACGCCAACGUGGUGACGCUGCACGACAUCGUGCACACGCCCCAGUGCCUCACCCUCGUCUUCGAGUACCUGGACCGGGACCUCAAGCAGUACCUGGACGACUGCGGCAGCGUCAUCAGCAUGCACAACGUCAAGCUGUUCCUGUUCCAGCUGCUGCGGGGCCUGGCCUUCUGCCACCGGCACAAGGUGCUGCACCGCGACCUCAAGCCCCAAAACCUCCUGCUCAGCCGACGGGGGGACCUCAAACUCGCCGAUUUUGGCCUGGCCCGGGCUAAAUCCAUCCCGACGAAGACGUACUCUAACGAGGUGGUGACGCUCUGGUACCGCCCCCCCGACAUCCUGCUGGGCUCCACCGAGUACUCCACCCAGAUCGACAUGUGGGGCGUGGGCUGCAUCUUCUCGGAGAUGGUGACGGGGCGGCCGCUGUUCCCCGGCUCCACCGUGGAGGAGCAGCUGCACUUCAUCUUCCGCCUCCUCGGGACCCCGACGGAGGAGACGUGGCCGGGGAUCGGGGCCAACGCCGAAUUCCGGGCCCACAAGUACCCGCCGUACCCCCCUGAGGGGCUGCUGCACCACGCCCCACGGCUGGACCACGAUGGCGCCGACCUGCUGGGGCAGCUGCUGCAGUUCGAGGGGCGGAGACGGCUGCCGGCGGCGGAGGCGAUGGCCCACCCCUUCUUCGCCUGCCUGGGGCCCCGCGUCACCACCCUGCCCGACACCACCUCCAUCUUUGCGCUGAAGGAGAUCCAGCUGCAGAAGGAGCCGGGGCUGCGCUCGGCCUCCCUGCCCCCCCCAGGUUCUUCCGCUUUUCGGGUGCUCGACACCGAAUUCUGAUGCUGGGCAGCCUUUCCUCUCCCCCACAGCUCACGGACUGCUGCUGCGAGCCCCCCCAAGGAUGCCCCAAAAUUGGGGGGGGAACCCCCAAAACGGGGGGGGGGUCGGAGCCCCACAAAACUGAAGGGGUCACCCCAAAACUACGGGGGGGGCCCCCUCGAACUGUAACUAUGAGGCACCCCCCCCCAUAUCUCCCCCCCCCCCCCGAAGAGCCGCUGCUGGAUUUCGGGUGCUCACGUGGGACCCCUCCAUAGUGAGGGGGGGCCCCCCCUAUUUUUGGGGGGGAGUUCCCUCGAUUUUGGGGUGCCCCCCACCCCCAGUUUACUUCGAGUUUUAUUUUUUCAAGGCAAUACUAUAAAUAAGAGUCUAUAUCGGCCCCUCCCCCCCGAGGGGGCGGGGCUUAGCGAGGGGCGGGGCUACCUGGGGGGGCGGUAGGUGCCCUUCUGAGCUUACUCCUAGGUUACUCGCGGUUUUCUCUGGGGUUACUCCGGGGUUACUCGGGGCUUACUUGGGCUUUCUGCAGCUCCCUGGGGUUGCGGGGGGGGGUUCCACCGGGGACAGAGGGAGCUUACUCCGAGGUUACUCCCACUUUACUCCAGAUUUCCUCCAGGGUUACUCAGGCCCAACUCCCCCUUUAGUCUAAGGCAGCUCAGGCCCAGCUCUGCAGCUGCUCCUGCCCUACUCCAGCCUUACUUCACAGGUACUUCAGCCCCUACUCGCUUGCUUCUCUAGCUCCUACUCCUUGGUUACUUGGACACUACUCAGCUGGAGGCUGCACUCUCCACCCUAAUCCUGGGUUGCUCGUGGAGGUCUUUAUUCUGAGUUUACUCAGCCCUUAUGUUGAAGAUACUUGGUACUUUACUCCUAGUCAGAACUUACCCUAGGGUUACUCAUGGGGGGGGGUGUGUCCUUACUCUGGGUUUCCUCAGCUCUUAUUUUGGGGUUGUUUGGUACUUUAUUGCUACUCACACCUUA